GGAUGCUCGGUGCCUGCCUCUGAGGCAGCCCUGCUUGAGCUGAGGGCAGAGGGAGCCAGGAGGGGCCAGCAUGCUGCGGGUGGCUCUCCUGCUGGCCUCUGGUGCUUGGCUGGUGGCACAGAGCAAGGCUGCACCAAGUGCCCCCACAGUCUCCAUCUUCCUGAAGCCACCUGGGGUGAUCCCACCAGGAGGCUCCACCACCAUCUGCUGCAGCUGCCAGUGUGCCACAGGGCACCUGGUGCUCCUCAAGGACGGGCGCCGGCUGCGCGCCCUGGCGCCGCGCGGCGGCAGGGCAGAGUUCUCCAUCUCCAAUGCCACCCACGGGGAUGCAGGAGUCUACAGCUGCCAGUACCAGGCUGGGGGCACCCUGCUGGCUCACAGUGAAGGCCUGGAUGUGAUGGUACAAGGUGAGGGACACACAGCCUGGCGUGGGGGCAGAUGCCACCUGGAGUUCCAUCUCCCCACCCCUGUCCUCUCGGUGCUGCCCUGGCAGGAGGUGGCUGCAGGAGCGGCGGUGAGCCUGCGCUGCAGCACUGCACACCCCACUGCUCGCUGCCUGCUCUACCUGCAGGGCCAGCUGGCAGCCCUGGCAGUGCUCUCCAAGCAGCAGGAGGACUUCAACAUCUCCCACGUGCAGGAGGCCAAUGGAGGCCACUACAGCUGCCAGUGCUUCAACCAGGCUGCUUCCUUCAGCUGGUCUGCUGCCAGUGAGCCCCUGCAGCUGGUGGUGAGAGAUUACACCUGGAGCAACACAGUGCAGCUGGCCCUGGGGGCUGGGGUCCUGCUGCUGCUGGGGCUGGUCCUGGCCGAGGCCACACGGAGCCAAAGGAAGUGCCCUGGGCCUCAGCUCCCACCACUGCAGAGCCCUCAGGGCUGCACUGCCUCCCCACUGCCGCGGUGACACCGCAGCAGCUCUGCACAGGGCACGGGGGGAGCGGUGUGGGCGACCCCAGGGCACACAGGGGCUACCAGAAGCUGCCUGGGACUCUGCCAGGACCACCUGGCUCUGGAGUUGGAGCCUGCUCAGCCUCUCUUCCCCCAGAAGGGGAGGCACAGGCUGCACCCAGCUGGCUGCAGCCCUGCUGCAGCUCCUUCAGCUCUGCAGAGAAGCAGCUGAGGGACAGCAGAAGAUCCUGCUCCUCAGACCUGGGCAUCUUGCAAGGGCAGGCAGGGGGCAGAAGGCAGCUUGGCAGGGUGAUGUCAGCCAGCUCAGCAACGCCCUCAGGAGCCAGGGGCUCUGCCUCUAGAGCCGUGGGUGGUUCUU
Messenger RNA from Dryobates pubescens (Downy woodpecker), 1264 nucleotides. Its product is annotated as osteoclast-associated immunoglobulin-like receptor. The coding region runs from base 71 to 901 and encodes 276 amino acids. The transcript is spliced from 6 exons. Lineage: Eukaryota; Metazoa; Chordata; Aves; Piciformes; Picidae. The record is from RefSeq and is a predicted model, not a curated record.